Molecule: messenger RNA, 345 nt
Organism: Vitis vinifera (wine grape)
Lineage: Eukaryota; Viridiplantae; Streptophyta; Magnoliopsida; Vitales; Vitaceae
Product: large ribosomal subunit protein bL31c-like
Exons: 1
Biological process (GO): translation
Cellular component (GO): ribosome
Molecular function (GO): structural constituent of ribosome
Source: RefSeq, a predicted model, not a curated record
UUCCAGGCAAAUGCUGUGAGGGCAUAUCGUCCUCAGUGGACGUGCAGGAAAAAGGACAUAUACCCACAGUUCUAUGAGGACGCCAAGGUGUACUGCAAUGGUGAACUGGUGAUGACCACUGGUGGGACUCAGAAGGAGUAUGUGGUCGAUGUCUGGUCUGGAAACCACCCCUUCUACCUCGGGAACCGCUCCGCUCUUCUAGUGGACGCUGAUCAAGUCGAGAAGUUCCGGAAGAAGUUUGGGGAAAUAUCACAGAUUAUGGAAAUUCCUGUCCUCAAAUAUGGAGAAAUCGUGCUACCACCUAAACGCAAAUCUGGUUCUGGUAAAGGGGGAAAGAAGAAGUAG